GCGCCGGUUGACAACAAGGACAGCAGCAGCUGCUCUCCUGACUGACAUGGCGGCUCCGGCGCUGCUCAGGGCUCUGAGGACCCUCCGUCCCCCGGCUCUGGCUGCAGCCUCCAUUAGGCUUCCUGCUCCAGACUCCGUCCUCCCGCCGGCCUCCGGUGCGCCGUGCCCGGUGUGGAGGACUGUCCCCGUCAGGACGCUGCUGCUGAGCUCCGCCUCCUGCGCAGGACACAACAAGUGGUCGAAGGUGAAGCACAUCAAGGGUCCCAAAGAUGAGGCGAGGGGCAAGAUGUUCAAUAAGUUCGGUAUGCUGAUAAAAAUGGCUGUGAAGGAAGGUGGAUCCAACCCAGACCUGAACCUCAACUUGGCCCACAUCCUGGAGCAGUGCCGGAGCAAGAACAUGCCCAAAGCUUCUGUAGAUGCUGCCAUCAAGAGUGCGGAAAAGGCCAAACCAGUGUCGCAGCACAUGUACGAGGCUCGGGGGCCCGGUGGGUGUCUGCUGCUCAUCGAGGUCCUGACUGACAACAACACACGCACCCAACAGGACGUCAGACGCCUGCUAACCAAGAAAGGAGGGAUGCUGUCAGACGGAGCCCGGCACAGCUUCAACAAGAGGGGCGUGGUGGUGGUGCCGGGUCAGGACGUCUCCACGGAGAGAGCUCUGGAGCUGGCCAUCGAGGCGGGAGCUGAAGACGUCCAAGAGACUGAGGAUGAGGAGGAGAAGCCUUUACUGCAGUUCAUUUGCGACAUGACGGAGCUGAAUAAGGUCCGGGCCUCGUUGAAGGAGCUGGGGAUGCAGAUUAUGUCUGCUGGCUUGGAGUAUGUUCCCCGUAACCACUCGUCUCUGGACGAGGAGCAGCUGGAUGCUGCUUCGACUCUAAUAGAAGCGCUCACUGACUUUCCAGAGGUAGUUCGAGUGUGGGACAACAUCGAGGCUCACAGCUGAGGCCAGUUUCUGGACCGGACACUUGGUGGACACGCACAUGUGGAAUAUUUGAUUUCACAGGCGAAGGAUUUGUUCGUCAGUGGGUGCUGAAACUACUUCAUCAGACAUUAUCAGUAUGAUAAUUCUAAGAGUGUUGGCUGUAUUGAUGCUGUCUACAGAGGUUUUGUAACCGCUGUCAACACCUCCCGUCAGGACCUCCCCACAGUUUCAAGAAGCUCUCACAAACAUGCUUCUUCUGAGUGAAAUAACGUCUGCGGCACAAACACAGUUUGUCAAGUCGGUCUUUAAAAGUUGUUUAAAAGGUGUUAAUAAUUCAAACAUUAUCAUUAAAACAACACUGAAAAUGUUCUAUCAAAGUGAAACUACAGCUUGAGGAAAGAAACAGCGGUUAUGUGCUAAUAAAGAGCAACUGAAAAUAACAUGACAGACAUAUAAAAUACUCGGCUUUGAGUGGUA
Stegastes partitus (bicolor damselfish) is the source of this 1399-nucleotide messenger RNA. RefSeq names its product translational activator of mitochondrially encoded cytochrome c oxidase I (gene taco1). Lineage: Eukaryota; Metazoa; Chordata; Actinopteri; Pomacentridae. Gene Ontology annotation, cellular component: mitochondrion. The coding region runs from base 47 to 943 and encodes 298 amino acids. The record is from RefSeq and is a predicted model, not a curated record. The transcript has 6 exons.